AAAACAAAAUUGUUUUAAUUUUGCUGAUAACAGUCCCAAACGUACUUUCCUGCAUAUAACUACUAUCAGUAAAUCUCGCCAGUUGCAGUUCAAUCGUGUAGCGAAGAGGAUCAGCGAUUAACAGGGACAUACAGCUACAAUUUUCAAUCAUGAAAUUGACAAUUAUAUUCCUGGUACUAAUGGCUAUUUUCGGAGUUGCUUUCGGAUAUCCUGAAGGGGAGCCAGAUACUGCUGUUGAGCCUGCGAAAGAAGCUGGUUCCUCGGCUGGUUCUCACGAGCAUCAUCACGGGCACCACUGCGGUGGUGGAAAGUCGCCAGCUCCGGCAGAUGGCGCAGCUUCACAAUCCUUUUUGGAACCGAUAGUAGAUUAGUUUGGGCAAAUAAAUAUAAAUCAUUGCAGGCCAGUUGCAAAACCUCAAAUGAUUACAAUAAAUCAAUGAAUUGAGUUAAAGAAAAUAAGGUCAA
Molecule: messenger RNA, 465 nt
Organism: Culex pipiens pallens (northern house mosquito)
Lineage: Eukaryota; Metazoa; Arthropoda; Insecta; Diptera; Culicidae
Exons: 3
Coding region: 150-371 (73 amino acids)
Source: RefSeq, a predicted model, not a curated record